Molecule: messenger RNA, 681 nt
Organism: Aspergillus pseudoviridinutans
Lineage: Eukaryota; Fungi; Ascomycota; Eurotiomycetes; Eurotiales; Aspergillaceae
Product: RraA family protein
Exons: 2
Coding region: 1-681 (226 amino acids)
Source: RefSeq, a predicted model, not a curated record
AUGGCAGGUAAAGCAAAGGCAGUCCAGGCACUGGGCAAUUUCGCAUCUUGCGAUAUCGGGGAUGCCCUAGUCAAACUCGGAAUCAAACAUGGCGGAUACCUCUCAGGCCUAUCGAUGUACAGCCCUCACCGAAAGAGCGGACACUCCAAGAUCUUCGGCCCUGCAUAUACAGUCCGCAUGGUACCAGCAGCCGACAAGACCUCCCCGACCCCUGAACGCCAUUUCGCCGAUGCAAUCCCCAAGGACAGCGUCGUUUUCGUCUCCCAGCCGAAGGGGCUGAUCAGUGCAUGCUGGGGAGGAUUGAUGAGCACUCGCGCUCAGAAGCUAGGUGCCGCCGGUGUGGUCAUUGAUGGUCGUUUCAGAGAUAUUGAGGAGCAUUGUGCCUUGAACAUGGGACUUUUCGCUCGAGGAAUUAGCAUUUUGGGGUCAAACAGUUUUACUCGGUCUGCUGAGCUCAAUGUCCCAGUUGAGUAUGAAAAUGUUGAGGUCGGUGAGAAGGUGGCUAUCAACCCGGGUGACUAUAUCCUUGGUGAUUGUGAUGGUGUUGUCGCAAUUCCGCCUAGUGUUGUUGAAGAAUGCUUGCGUGCCUGCCAGGAGCGGUAUGAGAUUGACGAGAAGACGAGGGAAUGUUUGGAAAACGGGGAUGAGAUGGGACCUACUAUCAAGAAACUCAGAAAGUAG